AUGCCUCUUGUCCGUAAUCCAAUUCUCCCAGGGUUCAACCCGGAUCCGUCCAUUUUGAGGGUUGGGGAAGACUAUUACAUUGCGACGUCCACCUUCGAAUGGCUUCCUGGAGUGCAAAUUCACCACUCCAAGGACCUGGCUAAUUGGGAGCUUAUAACACGUCCCCUUUCACGAGCGAGCCAUAUCGAUCUCCGCGGUGAACCCGACAGUUGCGGGAUCUGGGCACCUUGCUUGACGCACGAUGGUGACAAAUUCUGGCUCGUUUAUACGGAUGUCAAGCGCAAGGAUGGAUCGUUCAAGGACGCUCAUAACUAUAUCAUUCAUGCAACAGCCAUCGAGGGACCAUGGUCUGACCCUGUCUUUGCCAAUUCUUCAGGAUUUGACCCUUCUCUUUUCCACGACGAAGACGGUCGUAAGUGGUUUGUGAAUAUGACGUGGGAUCAUAGACGGCGGCCGCUGUUGUUUGCUGGUAUUGUUCUCCAAGAAUUUGACGCUAUUGAGGGCAAGCUGGUCGGUCCAAGAAAAAACAUCUUUCAAGGCACAGACCUCUCACUCGUGGAAGCCCCACAUCUUUACAAGCGUAACGGUUGGUAUUAUUUGUUGACUGCGGAGGGUGGAACAGGCUAUGAUCAUGCGUGUACUCUUGCACGUUCACGAGACAUCUGGGGUCCAUAUGAAUUGCACCCACAAAAACACAUCAUCACUUCCAAAGAUUCACCUUUCGCUGCACUGCAAAGAGCCGGUCAUGGAGACAUCGUGGAAACCUCAGACGGGAGAACGUAUGUCGUUCAUCUCACUGGGAGGCCUGUUGGUCAGCGACGGCGCUGUGUCCUUGGGCGGGAAACGGCGAUACAGGAGGCGUACUGGGGAGAUGACGAUUGGCUUUAUGUUAAGGAUGGCCCCGUGCCAUCCCUUGAUGUCAAUAUUCCAGGGGCGCGAGAGGACUCCAGCUACUGGGCGGAGAAGCGAUACACAUUUAAGGACGGAUUACACAAAGAUUUCCAAUGGCUGCGAACGCCAGAGCCAGGACGUAUUUUCUGCACAACAGACGGUAGAUUGACCCUGUUUGGGCGAGAGUCUGUGGGUUCAUGGUUUGAACAAGCCUUGGUGGCUCGCCGGCAAAGCCACUUCUCAUUUGAUGCAGAGACAACUAUCGACUUCUCUCCCGAAGAUGAGCGUCAGUAUGCGGGCUUGACGGUUUACUACUGCCGUUACAAUUUCUUUUAUCUUACUGUGACGGCACAUUCAGAUGGAGAGCGGGAGCUGCUCAUCAUGAGCUCCGAAAUGUCCUAUCCUGAUGGUAAUAUUUCAUUCCCAGCUCCGACUCCAGUUCAGAUUGCCAACGAAGGCAAGGUGAAGCUAGCUGUGAGAGUCCGCGGUAGCAUUCUACAAUUCCUGUAUGCAGAAGAACGAGGUACUUUAACGGAGAUUGGGCCCGCGCUUGAUGCGUCUAUCGUUUCGGACGAAUGUGGUGGACACCCAGAUCAUGGAAGCUUUACUGGAUCUUUUGUGGGGGUUGCAUGCUCGGACCUAAAUGGUUUAGCACAGCCCGCGGUCUUUGACUAUAUCACAUAUUGCCCGGUUCAAGACCAGUCAGAUCGCUAUGGUAUUCAUGAUGGACACAGAUAG
Messenger RNA from Penicillium riverlandense, 1629 nucleotides. RefSeq names its product glycoside hydrolase family 43 protein. Gene Ontology annotation, molecular function: hydrolase activity, hydrolyzing O-glycosyl compounds. The coding region runs from base 1 to 1629 and encodes 542 amino acids. The transcript has a single exon. Gene Ontology annotation, biological process: carbohydrate metabolic process. The record is from RefSeq and is a predicted model, not a curated record. NCBI's taxonomy places the organism in Eukaryota, Fungi, Ascomycota, Eurotiomycetes, Eurotiales, Aspergillaceae.